Achroia grisella is the source of this 2738-nucleotide messenger RNA. RefSeq lists its product as uncharacterized. The record is from RefSeq and is a predicted model, not a curated record. The coding region runs from base 139 to 786 and encodes 215 amino acids. The transcript is spliced from 3 exons. NCBI's taxonomy places the organism in Eukaryota, Metazoa, Arthropoda, Insecta, Lepidoptera, Pyralidae.
GUAAACAUAAUAAAAGUUUUUGUUUAUAAGUUAAAAAUACAUUUAUUAUUGUCAAACGAAAUAUAAACAGAUCAUAAUUAACGCUCGUGACUAAAAAGAUCGAUAUCCGUUUAUUUUAUUUAUUUGUGUAUUAUUACAAUGGGAGAACAGGCGCAAAACGAAACCAGCAAUCUUGAUAUAUAUAGCGGUGGAGGUUCUUUUGAUAACCUAACAAUUUUAAAAGAGUUCAGCAAUAUUGCAAAUAUUAUAAAAAAUGAAGAUUUCUUGGAAACAGUACCUAAAGCAAAGCUCAGGCGAGUAAAAUGGGUUCCUAUGUUCAACUGCUUGAAACAAGGUAUAUUAGAUGAAAUGGUGCAAGAACUAAACACAAUGUGGACAUACGAAAAUAUAGCUAUGAAAUUGGAGGUCUUAGAAAAACAGAAAGAAAAGUUUUCAGAAAUGCAUUUGGACAAAAAACUGUGGAGGCCACAAUUGGAUGAUGUUAAAGCACAAUUAAAAGCAAGUGAUUGUGUUAAUUUACAAAAGCAAAAGGUAUUUUUAGAAUCUCUGGCCAAAGAAUAUGAAGCAAGGGUAACCAAAUUGAAGAAAACUAUUUCAGCUAAAAGAGGAUAUCUUAAAGCUUUACAAUUGGAUAUACAGAAAUAUCAAAGAAAAAAUGAAGAUUUUAUCAUUAAAAUUGAUGAUAAACUAGAAAAUCAUGAAAAUUUGAUCAAAUCAUUGAUACCAAAUAAGAUACCUGUAGAUGAAAUUGUUUGGUCCGAUAUUGAGUCUGAAAACAAUGAGUAAAUUGAUAAUGCACAGUUUUGAAUUAAAUUUAUAUAUUUCAGAAAAUUGUACACACUUGAGAAAAGUACAACGAAAUAUAUUUUGAACUAAAUUUUUUUCAGUGUGUUUACUAGUAUUACAAAUAGAUAAAAGGAGACAUUAAAAUGUUAAAGUGUUCAUUUUAAAGUGAUACUGACACCAAACCACAGAAAUCUGCCUUCUCUAUACAUACCUAAUUUGACUAUACUAUUAUACAUUUGGAUUGUCCUGAUAAAGAUAUUUUUUUAAUAAUUUUUGUAAGCAUUAUUUACUAUAUAAACAGAAAAAUUAUAGUUUAAAUAUAAUAUUGUUCAAAAUAUAAAGAAAAACAUAUUUUAUUAGUAAAAUACAUUAAAAAUAUUACAAUAGAGUAAUGAAAUAUUUAGAGAAUUUAAUGUUUCAUCAUUAUAAAUGUAUAUUAAAAUAAAACAAAAAUAAACCUCUUAUUGUAAAUAGUAAUUUAUUAAUGAAAAUCAUUGGACAAUGUUAACAUAGCUAAAAAUAAAAUUGUACAAUGCAUAAUCUGCAUAUAAUUUUAUAUUAUUUUAUAAUUACAGCAAUUGCACUAUGGUUGCGAGGAUUACACAUUCUACCACCUUCAAUAAUUAAUAUUAAUUCCAAGACUUGUCACUAUCUGCACUGUUAAAGCCUCAGAUGGGAGAUCAUGCCAAUAUUUUGUAUAAUUUUGUAAUAUACUACUUAUUUUUUAAGAUAAUACUGAGUGCAAAAUAAUAUUAAUGUCAAUGGAUAUUCACUCCUUAUACAUACAUUUACAAUUGGAUCCUAAAAAGGAUAUUAUUGAAAAGGUAAUGCAUUAAAUAGAAGUAACAUACCUAAGAAAAUAAAAGAAUGUAUAUUGUAUAUAAUUAGUACAUACAUAAUUAUAUACCAUAAUUUAUUGUGGAUCAUGGUGUAGGAGAUCACUAUACUGUCAUGGCAGAUUGUCAUGAUUUGCACAUUAGACAUUAAAUGCUGAAUCAAGAAAUUAUGUUUCAUCAAGCAAGACUUACAGAAAAAUUUACUGUAUCACAUACUUAGAUAAAAUGUUACUUCUAUUUGAUGUGCUAACCAUUUUUAUUUCUAUGACAUACAUUUAGUGUUAGUGAUAGUGGUGACAAUUUUUCAAUAACAUUACUAGUGAGUGAAUGUGAUGUUAGCUUUAGGCCAGCUCUACAACAGGACUAUUUUAUUUUGUGGAAAUAAAUAAAACUUAAUAAUAAUUUUUAUAAGUCAUCAAUGACUUUAAAAAUAACAACAAUGUGAGACUAUAUAGUUGCUUAAUUUUGAAGUAUUGCCUAGUAAAAACUAAAAUUUUCAAAUUAACCAAUUAUCGUCACCUAUACGACCUAUACAUACUUUACAUUUAUAGGCACAUUAGUUAUAGAAUAAACAAAGCAAAUGUGCUUCCGAUCCACUACAACUUAGUAAGUAGUAUUUAUGAAAAGGUAAUGACGCUUUAGUCCAAUGCCCGCAUCUUUAAGAUCACUCGCCAUUCUUCAAACUCUAAAUUAACGAAAUAAUUUUACUACAACAUCAACAUGUUAGAAUAACACAACAAGAUAUAAUAUGCUCUAAAAAGGCUGUGUUUUAUCAGGGAUCGAAAAAGCAAUAGUCACCGAGGCAUCGCCGAAUAGUCCAUGUCUGCUCAAUAUCGACAAAAUGUAGAACUAAAUUCAUAAAUUAAUAUCACUCACAUUUAAUAAUAAAAUUAAAAAUAAGAAGGCACAAGCAAAUUGAUAAAUAAUUUUAACAAUACACGACAUAUUAUUCGGCUAUGUCCAAUGACCACACUAAACAUAACAAUUAUAGUACAUAAUAUAAUUAAUUAUUUGUAGCAUUCCUCUCACUGUGCAGCACACUGGAUCCCAAACGUCAGUUAUUUCUUUUUUGGCGGUGAUCGCUGAGGUGUAGCCGGCCUUCCGCUGUUGAGGCCA